Molecule: messenger RNA, 1428 nt
Organism: Marmota flaviventris (yellow-bellied marmot)
Lineage: Eukaryota; Metazoa; Chordata; Mammalia; Rodentia; Sciuridae
Gene: Tnfaip6
Product: TNF alpha induced protein 6
Biological process (GO): negative regulation of inflammatory response; cell adhesion
Molecular function (GO): hyaluronic acid binding
Source: RefSeq, a predicted model, not a curated record
AGUCACAUUUCAGCCGCUGCUCUGAGAAUUUAUCGUGAGCAGCCUCUGCCGGGCUGUUAACUUCACUAUAACUGAAGAUAUGAUCAUCUUAAUUUACUUAUUCGUCUUGCUGUGGGAAGAGGCUCAAGGAUGGGGAUUCAAGAAUGGAAUUUUUCAUAACUCCAUAUGGCUUGAACAAGCAGCGGGCGUAUACCACAGAGAAGCCCGGUCUGGCAAGUACAAGCUCACCUACGCAGAAGCUAAGGCGGUGUGUGAAUUUGAGGGCGGUCGUCUUGCCACCUACAAGCAGCUAGAGGCAGCCAGAAAAAUUGGAUUUCAUGUCUGUGCUGCUGGAUGGAUGGCCAAGGGCAGGGUUGGAUAUCCCAUUGUGAAACCAGGGCCCAACUGUGGAUUUGGAAAAACUGGAAUUAUUGAUUAUGGAGUCCGUCUCAAUAGGAGUGAAAGAUGGGAUGCCUAUUGCUUCAACCCACAUGCAAAGGAAUGUGGUGGUGUCUUUACAGAUCCAAAGCGAAUUUUUAAAUCUCCAGGUUUCCCAAAUGAGUACGAAGAUAACCAGGUAUGCUACUGGCACAUUAGACUCAAGUAUGGUCAGCGUAUUCACCUGAGUUUUUUGGACUUUGACAUUGAAGAUGACCCAGGUUGCUUGGCUGACUAUGUUGAAAUAUAUGACAGUUAUGAUGACAUCCAUGGCUUUGUGGGAAGAUACUGUGGUGAUGAGCUUCCAGAAGACAUCAUUAGCACAGGAAAUGUUAUGACCUUGAAGUUUCUGAGUGAUGCUUCAGUAACAGCAGGAGGUUUCCAAAUCAAAUAUGUUGCAGUGGAUCCUGUAUCCAAAUCCAGUCAAGGAAAAAAUACAAGUACUACUACUGGAAAUAAAAACUUUUUAGCUGGAAGAUUUAGCCAUUUAUAAAAUAAAACAAAAAGGAUACUCAAAUUAUACAAUGUUACGUCUUUUGGAAACCUUUUGAUCUCACUUUUGUAUUAUUAUUGUUGUUAUUGUUAAUGUUUAUUUAUUAUUUUUCUAAAUGUGAAAGCAAUACAUAAUUUUGGAGAGAAUUGAAAAAUACAGAAAACUUCAAAUGAAAAUCUCUUAUACUCUCACUACAUAGAGAUAACUAGUGUUAACAUUUUUAUAUUUUUUUUUUUCAUUUUUUUUUACUUGUGGUAUGGUAUAUGUAUAUAUGUAUAUAUGUGUGUUUGUAUUUGAAGUUUGGAAUCCUACUCUAUGUACAGUUUUAUAUGCUGUUUUUCUUUAACCUUAAACUUUUUAGCCUAAGCAUUUUCCCAAAUCAUUGUGUAUUCUAUAAAAUCAUUAUUUUGAACAGCUGUAAAAUUUUCCAUGGUAUGAUUAUUUCGUACUUUAUUUAAACCUCUCUAUUGUUGGAAUUUUAGAUUGUUUUCAUAAAUAUUGCUGAAUAAAUAUUCUUG